This is a messenger RNA of Cyphellophora attinorum, 3132 nucleotides long. Its product is annotated as Factor arrest protein 11. The record is from RefSeq and is a predicted model, not a curated record. Gene Ontology annotation, cellular component: cytosol. Bases 1 to 3132 code for a protein of 1043 amino acids. Gene Ontology annotation, biological process: cytoskeleton organization. The transcript has 2 exons. NCBI's taxonomy places the organism in Eukaryota, Fungi, Ascomycota, Eurotiomycetes, Chaetothyriales, Cyphellophoraceae.
AUGUCUGCGCCGGAUGGAUCUGCACCGCCACCUCCGCCGCCGUCGCAGCCCCCUCCCGCACCACCUCCCGGCCCGCCGGAAGUCACUGACUCAUUAAGCCUGCCACAAUUACGGCAGCUGGUCAGUCAGUUCCCGAAAAGCGAACAGAGAGCGUAUGCAUUUCAGUACAGCGAGACCGAUAAUUAUGAGACAGAGAUUGAUGAAUGGUUUCAGUACACUGAAGCGGACCAGGAACGCGACCAACUUCUAGCAUCUCGCGAGGCGUUCGAAACUCUGUGGAAAGCAUAUUGCGAAAGCCAGCUCGAACAGGACGAUAUAUCUUGGAUUGCAGUGAGCGACGAAUCUCGUCUCGAAUUCUUGAAUGGUAUAGUUGCGGAAGUUAGCAGUCCUUUCAUUGAGCAGCGAAUCGAAGCUUUGGGUUGCGUCUACUACGUACUCACCGGGGCCUGGACGGUCACAUCUGGGCUCGAUGACUCAACAUCAACGUUAGACAACGGCAGCGCGGAGGAGAGGUCGAAGAAGCCGAAUUCAGUACAGCUCGAGUGGAUGCACCGAGGCGCAGAUUUGAUGGUCAAAGAUCGCUUGGUCUCGCCACUCUAUGCAGCACUCUUGACAGCCACAAAACUAGCACCUGCUGGGACCGAAGUUUCAGGACACCAAAAAGACCACGCGUCAGGCGCCCUUGACGAAAGUGAGCAACGGGAGUUGUCAUUAUGUCUGUCAUGCUUCUAUCUGCUCACUGAAUCAGCUAGAGCUCGUAGGGAGGAUCCGGAAGCCUCCACCAUCAGACAAUCUCUACAGAACCUGAGUCCCAGCAUCCUGGUCUUCUUGGUCAGCACUAUCUCGCGACUCAGAUGGGAUGAAUCGUACAACAUCCCUCUCAUUCAUGCCAUACAGCUGUUGUGGAAACUUCUCCUCCUUCUCUUUGGAGAUGUACAGCACGAUCUGGAAGCCAUCAAAGGUGUCCUACAGCCGCGUGUUGACCCAUUCUCGGCCGAUGCAUCUCAUCCAAAGCUGACAGCAUCGCCGUUGGACUACCAUAUGUUCAGGCAAGAGAUCACUUCGAAGUACCCAGCCUACAAUCCACCCCUGCCGCUUAUACCGUUGGAAAACGAGCAACGCACUAUAUUGCCCGUGGUUGCACAAAACACCAACAGAGCUGAUGAUGUGCCCAAUCCCGCUUCUUUCCCUGGGACUGGCACUUCCAGCUCGAUCUUCCACCAGCCGGUCCACAUUGCGACACCGGCUCCGUCACCACCUCCCUCACCCAUUGGCCCGGGAGGGAAAACGGGAAAGAAGCAGAACUAUCAGACGAACCAGAACUUCCCGUUCCUGUAUCCACCACUGGACACCUCGAGUAACGAUCUUGGCGGCAGAGGCUCGACGGAACUCCAAGACCUGAUGGUCGGCAAGAAGUGGGAUGGCAGUGAUGUGCCAACCUCCAUCAUCGAGGCAGGCGAGCUAUUCGCAAGUCGCAUGCGAGUGACACGUGGUAUGCGUCAACUCUGGAAGCAGCGCGAUCUGUUCAUGAAGUAUGAUCGGGGCUGGAAGAGUGACGAGCAUACUGACGUUGAAGAGAUCAGCAAACAAGUUGCAGAGGAGCAAGCUAAAGAGAUGGAGGGCCUAGACGACCCAGAUCUGCGAUCGAGGAUGGAUGCCGUCGAACAUUUCUUUCACCACUCACUGGCAGACAUGCAGUCUUUCGUCAUUGUGCUGAUGAAAGCAAUGCUGUCCAAUGUGCAAGACAUUGCAGUGCGAAACGGCAACUUCGCAGAUCCACACCAAUCUGCAGGCUUGAAUCGCACAAAGUCCAACUCGAAUGUUGGCGCAGGUCAGACAUUGCCUAUGCCACCACCACCUCCGAAACCGGCCGAGCUUUCGUUAGAAGAGCUGGACAACAUACGCUCGCGUGAGAUCAGUCAGAAGGCGAUUGCAGGAGUGGUGUUUUCGCUGCUAAAGUGGCUCAAGGUCUCGCAUGUCCUCAAGUUCGAGUAUCUGACACAGCUGCUACUGGACUCAAACUACGUCCAACUCACACUGAAGUACUUCGCGCACCAGAAUCUGGAAGACCUAGUCGCCUUCCGCUACGAUCGAGACGAUCUCUCCUUCUUCCGCUACUGCCACCUUCACUCAGAUCAUCCACCGCUCUCGCCGACGUCUCCAGGCCGUCAUUCCGACAGCGGUUCCGUAGACGACGCGAUUCCACCACCAAUCCAACGCCGUCGUCAACAGAUCAACUCGAUACCAACCAACUCCGACGACCAGUCUUCACAGCCUGCGCAGGAUCCAUCAUCUCAUCCCACAGUCGACGAGCUCGGUCAUCCCCUGCAGCCGCUGCCUACCACGCCACUGCCAACUUUCUCAUCUCGGCAGUUUCAAACGUCGAUUCACCUCCUCCGCACCCUGCAGAAGCUCACUCGUGGCAAGUCGCACCGUGUCCUGCUCCUUGUGCAGUUCAAAUCCUCGCAGAUUCUUCGCCGUGUCCUACGUGUGCCAGAUUCGACUCUGCGGCUAUACGUGUUGAAGCUGUUCAAGAGCCAGGUACCAUAUUGCCCGAAGAAAUGGCGUCAGAGUAAUAUGCGCGUCAUCACGGCAAUAUACUUACAUUGUCGGCCGGAGCUGCGGGAUGAAUGGUUGGCGGGUAUGCAUGAAAGCGCCGUGGACGGGGAGCUAGAGGAAGCGGUGCCGUUGGAGUGGGCGUUGAGGGGGUUGACGUUUUGGUGGAUGAGGAGGUGGUAUAGGGACGUUAUGGCGUUAAAGGAGGGGAAGAAGGGCAGGAAAGGGAAGGGCGAGAAGGGGACUGGCGAUGGUGUCCAGCGAGAGACGGGUGAGGAAGACAUUCUCGCAGAAGAGGAUAGCGAUGAUACAGACGACGAGGACGAGGACGGUAUGAAGGCUAUGGCAGGAGGCCAAGAGAUUGAAGAGGAAGAGCGUGGUUUCUUCCAGCGUGAACUUGAUGCUAUGGGAUGGGGUCUGGCAGGCUUGAACCUGGUGGGUAACGGAAUCGGUGAUGAGGUCGCCUUCGGUGAGGAGGCUCCUGGGGUAGGCAGUGGGGGUGGUGCUGCCAACGGCGCAGACAACCAUGUAUGGGCAAAUGCGGCAAGUCUGGAGCAGUGGCAGAAUGAGAGAUGA